Molecule: messenger RNA, 870 nt
Organism: Eurytemora carolleeae
Lineage: Eukaryota; Metazoa; Arthropoda; Copepoda; Calanoida; Temoridae
Exons: 6
Coding region: 8-787 (259 amino acids)
Source: RefSeq, a predicted model, not a curated record
AUGGUAUAUGGAAAAGUUUCCCGAGUGCUGUGUUAACAAAUCUGAGGAAGAGGAUUAUAAGUACAGAAAUGUACUGGCUGCUGUAGCACACUGGGCUUCAAAGUGGACUUUAGCUGAAGCUGUAAAUUUACUUUGCCAGGAUGGAAAUUUAGUUAGAAAUGUAGCGAAGGGGACCACACGCCAGUGGAGAAGCUUUAGUCAAUAUGAAAAGAAAAAUAGUUUCAGGCUUUUCCUUCAAUGGUCUGAGAACUAUGUGUGCGGAGAGGCUGUUAAUGAAGAACUCUGGGAAGAAACCAUACAUUCCGCUAAACUCAUUCUCAAGGGGGAGGAACAGAAAGCGUUCAAGAAUCUACCAAUCCAGAACUGGAAAAUAAAACGGGUGAAGCCGAGUAUGGAAUGCUUCCACAUGGUUCCGCAUCCAGGAGACAUUACUCCGGUUGAGAGUGAGGAAAACAUGAAUAACAACGAGAAAAUAUCUUACAAGAAAAAGAUUAAGUUUGAAUCUGAAUCUGACGAACUGAAAAGAAGUCUGGCCGACGAUUUGAGACGCGAAUCUGGUCCCAUGGUUAGCGUAACAGACGAACGACGAAGCGUGACAGACGAACGACAAAGCGUAACAGACGAACGACGAAGCGUGAUGGACGAACGACUUGAUAGUGUUUUUGAAGAAGAAGAUGUUGAGAAGAAAGAGAGCGUCUCUAAAGAUCGAAGAAGAAGUAACUCAUAUGAAAGUAUGAAAAAAUCAAUGACUAUGUCAGCAACUGAGGAUCUUUUAGUUUUCAAUUAGGAACUAAAAAAUCAGUAUUUAAAAAAAUCCGCAAAAUUCUCGGGUUUUUCCUAUUUUGAUAAUACAUUUCUUAUCAACCUAAA